AUGACAAAAGAAAAUAACACUGAAGCGACUGAAUUUUUUCUUCUGGGAUUUGGUGCCCAACACAAGUUUCCAUACAUCCUCUUCAUUGUAUUUCUGGUCAUCUAUGUGACCUCCAUGUUGGGUAACAUUGGAAUGAUCCUACUCAUCAAGACAGAUUCCAGACUUCAAACACCUAUGUGCUUUUUCCUACAACAUUUGGCCUUUGUUGAUAUUUGUUAUACAGCUGCUAUCACUCCCAAGAUGCUGCAAAACUUCAUAUUAGAAAAUAAGUCUAUAUCAUUUGAGAGCUGUGUAAUGCAAUUAUUGGUUUAUGCAAUUUUUGCAACCAGUGACUGCUACCUCCUGGCUGCUAUGGCAGUGGACCGUUAUGUAGCCAUCUGUAACCCACUUCACUAUCCCAUAAUCAUGUCCCAAAGAGUCUGCAUCCAAUUGCUAGCUAGUUCAUACAUCAUGGGUUCAAUAAAUGCUUCUGUGCACACAGGUUUUAUAUUUUCACUGUACUUCUGCAAAUCCAAUACCAUCAAUCAUUUUUUUCUUUAAUGUCCCCCCAAUUCUGGCCCUUUCAUGCUCUUUGUUGUCUCUGUGGGAUUUAACUUGAUGUUCACCAUGUUGGUUGUCAUCUUUUCCUACAUGGAUAUCAUGGCCGCCAUCCUGAAGAUAUCUUCUGCUGCAGGAAGGAAAAAAGCCUUCUCCACGUGUGCCUCCCACCUGACAACAGUCAUCAUUUUCUAUACAACCCUAUCAUAUAUGUACUUACAGCCUCAGGCUAAUAAUUCCCAGGAAAAUAUGAAAGUGGCCUCUGUAUUUUAUGGCAUUGUGAUUCCUGUUUUGAACCCCCUGACCUAUAGUUUGAGAAAUAAAGAGGUAAAAGAAGCUCUAAAAGGGAUGAGGAAAAAGUACUUCUAG
Molecule: messenger RNA, 906 nt
Organism: Zalophus californianus (California sea lion)
Lineage: Eukaryota; Metazoa; Chordata; Mammalia; Carnivora; Otariidae
Product: putative olfactory receptor 5AK3
Exons: 1
Biological process (GO): sensory perception of smell; G protein-coupled receptor signaling pathway
Cellular component (GO): membrane
Molecular function (GO): G protein-coupled receptor activity; odorant binding; olfactory receptor activity
Source: RefSeq, a predicted model, not a curated record